Messenger RNA from Rhineura floridana, 2689 nucleotides. RefSeq names its product glypican 3 (gene GPC3). The transcript has 9 exons. The record is from RefSeq and is a predicted model, not a curated record. Lineage: Eukaryota; Metazoa; Chordata; Lepidosauria; Squamata; Rhineuridae. Bases 224 to 1837 code for a protein of 537 amino acids. Gene Ontology annotation, biological process: cell migration; regulation of protein localization to membrane; positive regulation of canonical Wnt signaling pathway. Gene Ontology annotation, cellular component: cell surface; extracellular region; plasma membrane.
GCAGCUCCUUCUGCAGCCGCCGCCGCUGCCGCUGCGGAGACUUGGCUGGCGCGUCCUGCCUGCCCAGCGCUGCGCUUCGGAGAGUCAUCGGGGGCGCCUGCCGCUGCCUCGCUCGCUGCCGCGGUGCUUCUGCGGUGCUUCCGCGCACUCGGCCGCGCUUGGGAUGCGUGCCCGUGGGCAGCGGUAGAGCGCGCGGACUGGCGCUGCUCGCCCGGAGACCACGAUGCCCGGCGGCGGAGCAGCCUCGCCAGCGCCGCCGCUCCCGGUGCUCCUUUGCGCGCUCCUUGCCGCCGCUCUACUGAGCGCACAGGCGGAGCCCAGCUGCCAGCGGGUCCGCGCCGCUUUCCAGGCGCUCCAGCCCGGCGCCAAGUGGAUGCCCGAGAGCCCCGGCGCAGGGUCGGAUUUGCAGGUAUGCAUCCCGAAAGGCCCAACGUGCUGCUCGAGGAAGAUGGAAGAGAAAUACCACGGCAUGGCCCGUUCCAACAUGGAGCAGCUCCUCCAGUCGGCCAGCAUGGAGCUCAAGUUCCUCAUCAUCCAGAAUGCAGCUGCCUUCCAAGAAGCCUUUGAAAUUGUAGUGCGGCAUGCAAGAAACUACACAAACUCCAUGUUCAGGAACUAUUAUCGCAACAUAGCUCCCAGAGCUUUUAAAUUUGUGGGGGAAUUUUUUACCGACAUCUCCUUGUACAUCUUGGGCUCGGACAUCAACGUCAAUGACAUGAUAAAUGAAUUUUUUGACAGCUUGUUUCCUUUGAUCUACCCACACCUGGUUAACCCGGGCUCCCCUGAUCCUUCGGUGGAAAUGUCCGAGUGUCUACGACUUGCCAGGCGAGACUUGAAGGUGUUUGGAAACUUCCCCAAAAUCAUGAUGACUCAAGUGUCCAAGUCUCUACAGAUGACGCGCGCCUUCCUGCAGGCGCUCAACCUUGGCAUUGAGGUGGUGAACACCACGGACCACUUGAAGUUCAGCAAGGACUGUGGGCGGGCGCUGUUGAAAAUGUGGUACUGCUCCCAUUGCCAAGACCUUAUCAUGGCCAAGCCAUGUGCCGGGUUCUGUGGGGUGGUGUUGCAGGGGUGUCUGGCCAGUGUGGUGGAGAUAGAUGGCUACUGGCUGGAAUACCUCCGUUCUCUGGAGGGGCUGACAAAAGCCAUGAGGGGCAUAUACGAUAUGGAGCAGGUGCUUCUCAAUCUCUUCUCCUUGAUACGAGAUGCGAUCAUGUAUGUGCAGAAGAAUGCUGGGAAGCUGGCGCCAACGACCAGCAAGUUAUGCAGCCAUUCCCAAAAGAGGGAGUACCGGUCAGUUUGGUAUCCUGAGGAUCUUUUCGUUGAGGAGAGAAUGGUGCGGGUUGCCCAUGUGGAACGCGAGGAAACUUUGUCCAGUAGGAGAAGGGAACUCGUCACAAAACUGAGAGCACACAGCAGUUUCUACAGCAGUCUGCCAGAGUACAUCUGCUCCCACAGCUCUACAGUGCAGAACAACACCCUUUGCUGGAAUGGCCAAGAAGUUGUCGAGAGGUACACCCGCCCAGCAGUGAGGAAUGGAGGGAAGGGUCAGCUUGGCAACCAUGAAGUCAAGGUGAAAGGACCUGAGCCUGUGAUUAGCCAGAUCAUUGAUAAGCUGAAACACAUUAAUCAGCUGCUAAAAGGAAUGUCCAUCUCUCGCCGGAAAAGCCUGGAGAACCCAGAAGAUGAGGAUGAAGCAGGAAGUGGGAACUGCGACGAUGAGGAUGCCUGCGGUGGCACGGGUUCCGGAGACGGGGAAUUAAGAGUGAAGAAUCAGUUGAGAUUCUUGGCAGAUUGGAAAAGGCUGUGCCUGGGAGAAAGAUGUGGCUUACGUUAGCCCUGCAGGGUAGUUCACGCUGAACACUGCAGGCAUAUUCUGCAACAUGCCAUUGGCGCAACAAGAGUGCAUUACUGGUGGAUUUAUACUGGAUUGUCCACACAUCUUUCCAUUUAAUUAGCUGUUCUAAGAUGCGUCUCCAGCGUUACUGCAUUAUUGCCGUCUGGAGGAGCCUCUUGCAGGAUUUCAGCAGGAAGUUACGGGAUAUGCACUGAUAGGAAACAAAGUAGUGUGAAAGUAGUGAAAGGGGGUUCACAUAUAAUUGCCCCGGUACCAUCAUAAGCCCAAAUAGUCUUGAAUGCACAAUUAAAAGGAUGUCUGGAGCAGCUCUGAGAGUGGCAGCACUUGGCACCAUAAGUGUAGCAGGAGGGAAUUGGAUUCAGAGGUGCCCAUUGUCAGAGCCCAGUUCCUCCGCUGCUGGGAUCUUUCAAAAGCUGCAAAGGCACAGUAUAGCAUGAAACAACCGAGAUGGGGUUAGCCUUGGAGGUUGCGGUCCUUUAAAGGGUCCCUCUUCUGAAAAAUAGUGCAUCUCCAGCACUUGCCAACCUGGUGCCCUCCAGAUGUUUUGAACUACUAUUCCCGUCAGCCUCAGUCAGCACAUGCUGGCUGAAUUGUAGUCCAAAACAUCUGGAGAGGGAACCAGGUUCGAGAUAGCUGUGCUCCACACACACCACGGAUGCCCCUUUUCCAGGGCUUGUACAUUUCGCAUUUGAAACGUGAAGGCCACCUUGAUUGUUUUGAAGCGUGUUCAAGCACAUUGGUUCUGCGUUUGCGCCUCCACCCAACACCCGAAUAAUGAAUAAGCUCUGUGCAUAAUAAAGUUUCUUUUAGCUAAGUGUGUAACCCUAGAAA